AGUUUCGUUUGAAAACGCUAAAGGUUUGAUUCCUCAUAUGAUUAGAGGAAUUUCAACAUCGAAAUCCCAUCGAGUAGACACAAUUAAUCUACGAUACGAAAAUCCUCAACAACGUAUAAAGGAAAGGAUAUCAGCAAUUGAUAAAGAAAGACCAUUUAGCAAUUUUUUAACGGAUAGGUUUGAUCGACAACAUACAUAUCUUCGCAUAUCGAUAACGGAACGAUGUAAUUUGAGAUGUAAUUAUUGUAUGCCAGCCGAAGGUGUCGAUUUAACUCCCGUUCAUAACCUACUGUCAACCGAAGAAAUCAUACGAAUUUCGCAGUUAUUCGUUUCUCAAGGUGUCAACAAGAUUAGACUAACAGGAGGUGAACCAACGGUAAGAAAGGAUAUUGUUGAAUUGAUUGGUGAAUUGGGCAAAUUGAAACCUCAGGGUUUACAGACUAUUGCCAUGACAUCAAAUGGUAUUGCAUUGAAAAGAAAGUUACCAAAAUUGGUUGAAAAUGGACUAAAUUCGUUGAAUAUCAGCAUGGAUACUUUGGAUCCAUAUAAAUUCGAACUAAUCUCAAGACGCAAAGGUCUUGAUCGAGUGUUGGAAACAAUUGAUCAGGGUAUUGCGCUGGGAAUUCGUCCUAUGAAAGUCAAUUGUGUAGUAAUACGUGGUGUCAAUGACCAAGAAGUGUUGGAUUUUGUCGAAUUGACACGCAAUAAACCAAUUGACAUGAGAUUCAUUGAAUAUAUGCCAUUUGAUGGAAACAAAUGGAACAAGAAAAAACUUAUUCCAUAUAGGGAAAUGUUAGAUAAUAUUAAAAUAAAGUAUCCUGACGUUCGAAAGUUAUCAAACGAUUCACAUGAUACUUCAAAGGCAUUUAACGUACCAGGUUUUGUCGGAAGAUUUGGAUUCAUAACUUCAAUGACCGAUCAUUUUUGUGGAACUUGUAACAGACUUAGAAUCACCGCUGAUGGAAAUUUGAAAGUUUGUUUAUUCGGAAACGCCGAAGUCAGUUUACGUGAUCUAUUACGUGAAAAUGUUCCUGAUCAACAGCUGCUAGAGAUUAUAGGAUCAGCUGUUAAAAAUAAAAGGAAGCAACAUGCAGAAACCAGUGGACGUGCUUCAAUGGUUAACGUUUCCACAAAAUCUUCAACUUAUCGUACAGCAACAGCAUUUGGAAAAGUUCAUAUUGGACGUCAAGCAUUUGAACUUGUACGUACUAAUACAAUGAAAAAAGGUGAUGUCUUAACAACAGCACAAAUUGCUGGUAUAAUGGCUGCAAAACAAACAGGAAACCUCAUACCGUUAUGUCAUCCACUCUUAUUAUCACAUGUUAGUGUCGAUUUAACAUUGGAUGAAAAGGAUAAUUAUGCUGUAAAAAUUCUUUCAAAAGUUGAAUGUGAAGGAAAGACUGGUGUUGAAAUGGAAGCUCUUACUGCUGUUAGUAUAGCUGCACUAACAGUUUUUGACAUGUGUAAGGCUGUAGGAAAGGAAAUGAUCAUUUGUGAUUUGAAGGUUGUGGAGAAAACUGGUGGAAAAAGUGGAACUUGGAGAUUUCCAACAAAAGAAACAAAUGAAUAA
Messenger RNA from Funneliformis mosseae, 1570 nucleotides. The record is from the annotation of a GenBank genome assembly. Lineage: Eukaryota; Fungi; Glomeromycota; Glomeromycetes; Glomerales; Glomeraceae.